CUAACUCUUCCGUGCAUCGUGAGCAUAUUCAGGCCUCUUUACGACUCGGCUUGGCAAGAUGGCGGACGUACAAACCGAGAGGGCUUAUCAGAAGCAGCCUACAAUUUUCCAGAACAAAAAGCGUGUUCUGGCCGCCGAUGGAGCCAAGGAGAGCAAAGAAAAGCUCCCCCGCUACCACAAAAGUGUCGGGCUGGGCUUCAAAACCCCAAGAGAGGCUAUUGAUGGCACUUACAUAGACAAGAAAUGCCCCUUUACGGGAAACGUCUCCAUCCGUGGCCGUAUCCUCUCUGGCGUGGUGACUAAGAUGAAGAUGCAGAGGACCAUCGUCAUCAGACGCGACUACCUGCAUUACAUCCGCAAGUACAACCGCUUUGAGAAGCGACACAAGAACCUGUCGGUGCAUCUGUCGCCGUGUUUCAGGGAUGUCUCGAUCGGAGACAUUGUUACGGUCGGGGAGUGCAGACCACUCAGCAAGACUGUGAGGUUCAACGUCCUCAAGGUGACAAAGGCGGCUGGCGCCAAGAAGCAAUUCCAGAAGUUUUAAGCCCACUCGCAGAUAUUUCACCGUCACAUAAACUGUUUGAAUAAGCUU
Molecule: messenger RNA, 592 nt
Organism: Syngnathus acus (greater pipefish)
Lineage: Eukaryota; Metazoa; Chordata; Actinopteri; Syngnathiformes; Syngnathidae
Gene: rps11
Product: ribosomal protein S11
Exons: 5
Coding region: 59-544 (161 amino acids)
Biological process (GO): translation
Cellular component (GO): cytosolic small ribosomal subunit; ribosome
Molecular function (GO): structural constituent of ribosome
Source: RefSeq, a predicted model, not a curated record